AUGUCAAAGAAUAUUUUAACUACUUCCAACGGUAAUCCUGUUGAAAAUAAUCAAACUUCUCAAACUGCUGGUCAGUGGGGCCCUAUCCUUAUUCAAGACUUUCAUUUAAUUGACAAACUUGCUCAUUUUGAUAGGGAACGUAUUCCUGAACGUGUUGUUCAUGCUAAAGGUGCUGGUGCUCAUGGUUUCUUUGAGGUUACUCAUGAUGUUAGACAUCUUACAAAGGCCAAAUUUUUAAGUCAUAUUGGUAAGAAGACUCCUGUAUUUCUUCGCUUUUCUACUGUAGGUGGAGAGAAAGGUAGUGCUGAUACUGCCCGUGAUCCUCGUGGUUUUGCUAUCAAGUUCUAUACUGAAGAAGGUAACUGGGAUAUGGUGGGUAAUAAUACUCCUGUUUUUUUUAUUCGUGAUCCCUCCAAAUUUCCAGACUUUAUUCACACUCAAAAGAGAAAUCCUCAAACUAAUUGCGUUGAUCCUGAUGCUUUUUGGGAUUUUCUUUCUCUUGUACCGGAAUCCAUUCAUCAGGUUACAAUUCUCUUUUCUAAUCGUGGUACACCUGAUGGUUACCGCCAUCUUAAUGGUUAUUCGUCCCAUACCUUAAAACUUGUUGAUGAUAAUGGUAACUUUAAGUACGUCAAAUGGCAUUUCAAAACAGAUCAGGGUAUUAAGAAUUUGAAGGCAAAAAAGGCUGGUGAACUAGCCGGUUCUGACCCUGAUUAUGCUACUCGUGACCUAUUUAAUGCUAUAGAGCGCGGUGAAUACCCUUCAUGGUCUGUAUAUAUUCAGGUUAUGGAUCCUGAAGAUGCAAAAACGUAUCGUUUUAAUCCUUUUGAUGUUACUAAAGUUUGGCCCCAUAAGGAUUAUCCUCUUCAACCUGUUGGUAAAUUGACGCUGAAUCGAAAUCCUGAAAACUACUUUGCUGAAACAGAACAAGUUGCUUUCUCCCCUUCUCAUAUUGUACCUGGUAUUGAUGUUUCUCCCGACCGUAUGUUACAAGGUCGUCUUUUCUCUUAUCCAGAUACACAUCGCCAUCGUCUUGGUGUUAAUUACGCACAAAUCCCUAUUAAUCAGCCUCAUUCACGUGUCUCUAAUCAUCAACGUGAUGGCUUUAUGUCUGUGUUAGGCAAUGGCGGAUCAGCUCCUAACUAUGAGCCUAAUUCUUCUGGUGGCCCAUACCAAACUAAUAUUGCCGCUACUACUUUUACUGCUGAAGAAGUUCAAGGCUUAACAGGCCGUUUUACAUACGAAUUAAAUGACAACGACUUUGUACAGGCAGGCAAUUUAUAUCGUCUUUUGUCGGCUGAAGAAAAAACUGAUUUGAUUAAUAAUAUUGCAGGCCAUCUUAAGAAUGCUAAAAAACAUAUCCAAGAACGUCAAAUUGGUCAUUUUAAGCGAGCAGAUCUUGAAUAUGGUCAGCGUAUUGAAGAAGCUAUUUUAACUUUGAGUUCUAAAGCCUAA
Cokeromyces recurvatus is the source of this 1455-nucleotide messenger RNA. RefSeq names its product catalase. The transcript has 7 exons. Gene Ontology annotation, cellular component: mitochondrion; peroxisome; cytoplasm. Gene Ontology annotation, biological process: response to hydrogen peroxide; hydrogen peroxide catabolic process. NCBI's taxonomy places the organism in Eukaryota, Fungi, Mucoromycota, Mucoromycetes, Mucorales, Mucoraceae. Gene Ontology annotation, molecular function: heme binding; catalase activity. Bases 1 to 1455 code for a protein of 484 amino acids. The record is from RefSeq and is a predicted model, not a curated record.